Messenger RNA from Aspergillus glaucus CBS 516.65, 765 nucleotides. Its product is annotated as putative transcription initiation factor TFIID, 31kD subunit. The transcript has a single exon. The record is from RefSeq and is a predicted model, not a curated record. The annotation marks the transcript as partial. Gene Ontology annotation, cellular component: SAGA complex; transcription factor TFIID complex. Gene Ontology annotation, molecular function: transcription coactivator activity; RNA polymerase II general transcription initiation factor activity; protein heterodimerization activity. Lineage: Eukaryota; Fungi; Ascomycota; Eurotiomycetes; Eurotiales; Aspergillaceae. Gene Ontology annotation, biological process: RNA polymerase II preinitiation complex assembly; DNA-templated transcription initiation.
CCAACAUCAGCCUCCGCUCCCCAACCAACUCAAAUCCCCGCAACCUCCCUAAAAGACUCUGGCAAGACGCGCCGCCCCCGCGACGUCCGUCUAAUCCACAUGCUCCUCGCCUCCCUCGGCGUAACAGCCUACCAAGAACGCGUCCCCCUUCAACUCCUCGACUUCGCCUACCGCUACACCUCCAACGUCCUAACUGACGCCGUGCAUCUCGCGACGGAGGGGUAUGCGGCUGCAGCUGGUGAAUCAGGGACGAGUAGUGGCCGUGGCGGCGGCAGCGGGGGUGGAGGUGGUGGAGGAGCGCACGAUGUGAACACGGUUAGUUUGUCGGCGAUGCGGCUGAGUAUUGCGUCGAGGUUGCAUUAUCAGUUUCAGACGGGGCUGCCGAAGGAGUUUCUUAUGGAUGUUGCGACGGAGAGGAAUCGGGUUGCGUUGCCCGGGGCUUCGAGGGGGUUUGAUAAUGCGGGUAAUGCGAAUCGGGCGCCGCAGGCGCAUCAGGGAUUGGUGAUGGGGGGGAUGAGGUUGCCGCCGGAGAGGUUUUGUUUGACGGGGGUUGGGUGGGACAUGAAGGAGGAGUGGGAGAGUGAGGGUGAGGAGGAGAUCCAGGAGCCAGUGGAUGGAGAGGGAGAAGGGGAGGGGGAUGAUGAAGGGAAUGGCGAUGAUGAUGAUGAUGAGGAUGGGAAGAUGGAGGAUAUUUUCGGAGAGGAUACUGCUAUGGGCGAGGGAGAGGGGGAUGAAGAUGGAGACAAGGCAAUGGCGGAUGUCUGA